AUGUCAUCGUUAGCAUCUCUGGUUCCAUUUGAAUGGUUUGAAAUCCACAGUAAUUCUCGUUCACCUCAACUUCGUGUUGGUCAUUCAAGUACAUUUACUCGUUCAUCAUCGAAUAUUUAUAUAAUUGGUGGUGCAAACCCAUCGGAAUGUUUUGCUGAUAUUCAUUCACUUUCAUUACCAUCAAAGACAUCUGAUUCAUUUGUUUGGACAAAACUGAUUGGUGACGAUCCAGCUCUUCGACGUUAUGAGCAUUCAGCUGCUUUAUCAUCCAACAAUAAUGAAGAAAUUAUAAUUUUUGGUGGUGCUAAUACAGAAAAGAACUUUAAUGAUGUUCAUGUAUAUAAUAUUUCAACGAAGACAAUCGAUAAUUGGACACCAAACGAUAAUAAAUUAGUAUCACCGCGAACUCAUCAUUCUAGUUGUUGCAUUCAAAAUGGUUUAUAUAUAUUCAGCGGUGGUUUUCAAGGUGUUAAAGCAGUUGAUGAUGCCGAAUUAUAUCGAUUUGAUUUAGUCUCUCGGACGUGGUCAUGUGUACCAGCACAUGGUUCUCCGCCUGAACAACGGCAUGGUCAUUGCUUAUUAUCGCUUGGUAAUACUCGUCUUUAUCUUCAUGGUGGUAUGGAUGGAAGAACUUUUUUUUCAUCACUUUAUUCCAUCGAUAUUAAUGAAAAGCCACCAAGAUGGAAAGAGCACUCAUCAUCAUCAUCAUCAUCAUCAUGUCCAAUGCCUAGAGCAGCACAUGGUGGAGUUUCGAUUGAAGAUACAUCAACAUUAUUUAUUUUUGGUGGGCUGUCACGUAGUGGUCAAGCAUUGAAUGAUACUUGGUCAUGGUGUGCAAGUAAUGAACAAUGGACAGAAAUUCUGUGUCGAUCUUUGCCAAGAUCUCGACUUGAUUUUGCAUAUUGCCUUGUCGAAUUCAUAAAUAAUGAACAAGAACCAAAAAAAUCUAUACCCUACAUGUUUAUUCAUGGUGGCACAGAUACACAAGGAGAAGUUUUUGAUGAUUGUUUUUUGUUAAGAUUAACAUUUGAUAAUGAUCAAUAA
Messenger RNA from Rotaria socialis, 1044 nucleotides. Lineage: Eukaryota; Metazoa; Rotifera; Eurotatoria; Philodinida; Philodinidae. The record is from the annotation of a GenBank genome assembly.